AUGGCCAAGAUGAAGACAAGCACGUCCGCAGGAAGCAAGCAGAGAUCGGCAAAAGACGCUUCCUUUGCGCCUGUGUCAAACGCAGAAACUACAAACAACUCCAAAUGUAGCUCGAGUUUUCCAAGUGCGACGAAAGGAAUAGUUUAUGUCUUCAAUGAAGCGAAGGCUGGCGGCGAAUCAGUAAAAGAAACUGGCACAGCCCCGUCGUACACGACGACAAACCGCAAGACCGCGCAACACGUGCUCGUGCAGUCAAAGCUGCGAAGUUGCAACACCGUAAGGUCUAUCGUCGUGCCGUAA
Phytophthora nicotianae INRA-310 is the source of this 300-nucleotide messenger RNA. RefSeq lists its product as hypothetical. The record is from RefSeq and is a predicted model, not a curated record. The transcript has 2 exons. The coding region runs from base 1 to 300 and encodes 99 amino acids. NCBI's taxonomy places the organism in Eukaryota, Oomycota, Peronosporomycetes, Peronosporales, Peronosporaceae.